Molecule: messenger RNA, 1132 nt
Organism: Hyphopichia burtonii NRRL Y-1933
Lineage: Eukaryota; Fungi; Ascomycota; Pichiomycetes; Serinales; Debaryomycetaceae
Product: tRNA 1-methyladenosine methyltransferase subunit
Exons: 1
Coding region: 53-1132 (359 amino acids)
Biological process (GO): tRNA methylation
Cellular component (GO): nucleus; tRNA (m1A) methyltransferase complex
Source: RefSeq, a predicted model, not a curated record
AAUUUUUCAACUACUUUUACAAUUAGAAUAUUCCCAGGAAAGCAAGAUUAGAAUGUCAUUUUAUGGCUAUAAGGAUGUUAUAGAGGAAGGAGACUUGGUUUUGGCGUUUAUAAGCCGAAACCAAAUCAAACCUAUUACUGUGAAAAGAGGCGAACGAUUAAAUUCUAGAUACGGUCAUUUUGACCACGAUAAGAUGAUUGGAAUGAAAUACGGACAACAAAUGGGAGGAAUUAACGAUUACGGGUACAUCCACUUACUUCAUCCGUCACCCGAGCUCUGGACGAUUUCCUUACCGCAUAGAACUCAAAUUGUUUACUCACAUGAUUCUUCGUAUAUUAUCCAGAGACUAAAUGUUUGUAGUGGGAGUCGAGUGAUUGAAGCAGGAACUGGUUCAGCAUCAUUCACCCACUCAUUUGCAAGAACCAUUGGGUUAGAUGGUCGCUUGUUCACAUAUGAGUUCCAUGAACCAAGAUACUUGGAAGCAAGAAGAGAACUAGAAGAGCAUGGCAUCACUCAAAAUACUUUGAUCACCCAUAGAGACGUUUGUAAUGAUGGAUUUGAUAUGGAAAACAUUCCUCAAGGUUUUGACCAAGAAGGAGGAAUUCAAGGAGAAGCCGUAUUCCUCGAUUUACCUUCUCCAUGGAUAGCAGUUAAGAAUUUAAAAUCAGUGAUCACCAAUAAAAAGCGUGUUGGGCUCUGUUGUUUUUCUCCUUGCAUUGAACAAGUAGACAAGACAGUUAAGGCUUUACAAGACGAAGGCUGGAGCAAUAUAGAAAUGGUUGAAGUGCAAGGAAGAAGAUGGGAAGCCAGAAGAGAAAUGGUGAGGUCGGUAGACGAUGUUGUGAAAAGAUUGAAAAACAUCCAAUCCAGAAAACAAAUGGGUAUCGAAGGCAAAAGAGCCAGUAACGUCAAUCCGCCAAAACGCAAAAUAGAUGAGGUCGACACUGACGAAACCCCAGAACCGUUUACUGAAAAACCUUUGCAACCAAAAGAAUACAAUCCUUUUGGAAAAGGAACUAGAGUCAAGGAAGGUGACUCUCGUUUCGACUGGAGACAAGUCACCAAAAUCGAGUCUGAAAUCAAAACCCAUACCUCCUACUUGACCUUUGCAUACAUGAAUCCAUCCAGUUAA